This is a messenger RNA of Elgaria multicarinata webbii, 1437 nucleotides long. RefSeq names its product interleukin enhancer binding factor 2 (gene ILF2). Gene Ontology annotation, cellular component: catalytic step 2 spliceosome. Lineage: Eukaryota; Metazoa; Chordata; Lepidosauria; Squamata; Anguidae. The transcript has 15 exons. The coding region runs from base 108 to 1280 and encodes 390 amino acids. The record is from RefSeq and is a predicted model, not a curated record. Gene Ontology annotation, molecular function: double-stranded RNA binding; DNA binding. Gene Ontology annotation, biological process: positive regulation of DNA-templated transcription.
GGCGCGAGGGUCGGCCGGGUAGAUUUCCUUUCAUCGUUUCUUACCUCCAACCGCCUUUUCUUCUUCUUCUUCCCCCGGAGCGGCGACGGUGAUUGCUCGAAGGAAACAUGAGGGGCGACAGAGGCCGUGGUCGUGGCGGGCGCUUUGGUUCUCGGGGAGGUCCUGGCAGUGGGUUCCGACCCUUUGUGCCUCACAUCCCUUUUGACUUCUACGUGUGUGAAAUGGCUUUUCCCCGUGUGAAACCGGCCCCAGAUGAGACAGCCUUCAGUGAAGCCUUGUUGAAGAGGAACCAGGACCUUGCUCCAACAUCCGCUGAACAGGCGUCUAUCCUCUCUCUGGUGACCAAGAUCAACAAUGUGAUAGAUAACUUGAUUGUGGCGCCGGGAACGUUCGAAGUGCAAAUUGAAGAGGUUCGCCAGGUGGGGUCCUACAAGAAAGGCACCAUGAUGACUGGCCACAAUGUGGCUGAUCUUGUCGUGAUCCUGAAAAUCUUGCCCACAUUGGAAGCUGUCGCUGCCUUGGGAAACAAAGUGGUGGAGAGCUUGAGGACUCAGGAUCCGGCUGAAGUUCUGACUAUGCUCACCAACGAGACCGGUUUUGAAAUCAGCUCUGCUGAUGCGACGGUGAAGAUCCUGAUCACUACCGUGCCCCCCAAUCUACGCAAGCUGGAUCCAGAGCUGCACUUGGAUAUAAAAGUCCUGCAGAGCGCUCUGGCCGCUAUCCGACACGCCCGCUGGUUCGAGGAAAACGCCUCUCAGUCCACGGUGAAGGUCUUGAUCCGUCUGCUAAAGGACCUUAGGAUGCGGUUCCCCGGCUUUGAACCCCUCACCCCCUGGAUUCUGGACCUGCUGGGACACUAUGCCGUGAUGAACAACCCAACCCGGCAGCCUUUGGCUCUCAACGUUGCAUACAGGCGCUGCCUUCAGAUUUUGGCAGCAGGGCUGUUCCUUCCUGGGUCGGUGGGCAUCACCGAUCCCUGUGAGAGUGGCAACUUCCGAGUCCACACAGUCAUGACCUUGGAGCAACAGGACAUGGUUUGCUACACGGCUCAAACCCUCGUCCGCAUUCUCUCCCACGGCGGCUACCGAAAGAUCCUCGGGCAGGAAGGAGACGCCAACUACCUGGCUACCGAAAUGUCGACCUGGGAAGGAGUGAUUGUGACUCCGUCAGAGAAGGCAUACGAGAAACCGCCGGAGAAGAAGGAAGGGGAAGAGGAGGAAGAGAACCAGGAAGACACACCUGCCGGGGAGGAGGAAGAGAGCAUGGAGACCCAGGAGUGAACCCCCAGUGAAAUUCUCCCGGCCCCUCAUACUUGAUGAACCAGCUGAAGAAAGUUGUAGUACAGGACCAAGCCUGCGUCCUACCCACGUGUUAAUUUCUGAUUGUUUUGUUUUUAUAGUUCUUGCCAUUAAAAUGGACUUUUUUUCCCUUUUACAA